AUGGCUUCGGGUUACAUGGAAUGGAUUAUUGCGAAGGGCGAGAAAUACUCAGAGAAUCACAGCUGUACCGUUUCGUUUUAUAGAAGCCAUCAGGAUUCUCAUGGGUUGAAAUUCUAUGCAGAGCUCUAUUCAUGCGAUUCGAAUCAUGCCCCAGAACGAGUUGAUGACCCAGGGGUUCGCUGUGUUGGAAGUAUUUGUACAGACUUGACAGGUGUCGAUCUUGGCUUAUUUGAUUGCAAGUAUAGCACAACCGGGAGAGUCUACAGAGUUGAAUUUGACCUGAAGGUGGUCUUUGGCGCUCGAGAGGGCCUGCUUAAAUUCGAAACCAUCUGCCAAGGGAAAGUCAUUGGCAGGACAACCAUCGAUUUCAGCACGACAAAAUUCUACUGA
Aspergillus chevalieri is the source of this 390-nucleotide messenger RNA. RefSeq lists its product as uncharacterized. The transcript is spliced from 3 exons. Bases 1 to 390 code for a protein of 129 amino acids. Lineage: Eukaryota; Fungi; Ascomycota; Eurotiomycetes; Eurotiales; Aspergillaceae. The record is from RefSeq and is a predicted model, not a curated record.